Molecule: messenger RNA, 1628 nt
Organism: Monosiga brevicollis MX1
Lineage: Eukaryota; Choanoflagellata; Craspedida; Salpingoecidae
Exons: 16
Coding region: 1-1587 (528 amino acids)
Biological process (GO): translational initiation
Molecular function (GO): translation initiation factor activity; GTP binding; GTPase activity
Source: RefSeq, a predicted model, not a curated record
AUGCCCAGCACCCUCGAGCGCCCUCCCAUCGUGACCAUCAUGGGCCACGUCGAUCACGGCAAGACAACGUUGCUCGAUGCGUAUCGCUCCUCCUCGAUUGCAGCCGGUGAAGCCGGUGGCAUCACACAACAUAUUGGUGCAUUCAUGGUCGAGCUGGGUGAUGCCCAACGCAUCACAUUUCUGGACACGCCGGGCCACGCUGCUUUUUCGGCGAUGCGGCAGCGGGGCGCGUCAGCCACCGAUGUGGUCAUUCUCGUUGUCGCAGCGGAUGAUGGCGUUAUGCCCCAGACGAUUGAGAGUAUCAAGUAUGCAACUGAGGCAGGCGUGCCUCUGGUUGUGGCAAUCAACAAGUGUGACAAGGAACAGGCCGACGUGCAUCGCGUUAAGCAAGAGCUGGCCCGACAUGGCGUGGAUCUCGAAGAUUUCGGCGGUGCCGUUCAAGCCGCCACAUCGAGCCUUUAUUGGUCUGGUCUCAUGUCAUCUCUCACCAAGCAGCAAAUACGGAAAAAUCUCGAUGCGCUUCUUGAGGCGGUUCUUCUGCAAGCAGAGGUGCGAGGCACACAGGGCAAGGCGAGCAAUCCUGCCGAAGGCGUUGUCAUUGAGGCCUCUUCAGACAAAUUCAAGGGGCAAGUGGCAACCGUCUUGCUGCAUGACGGGUCGCUCAAGCCUGGCGAAUACAUUGCCGCUGGCUGCUCCUUUGCGCGCAUCAAAAGCAUGACUGACGAUGGCAAACAGCGCCUCAAAUCGCUGCAGCCAUCCAUGGCCGCCGAGGUCAUGGGCUGGCGCUCGUUGCCUGAGGUCGGAGUUCCCGUCUUCAAGGUGGCAUCGGAGCGUCGACGACAAAUGGCCGAGGAGCAUCGCCAGGAGACAUUGCAGGAGCGGCGACGUCUGCGUCGUCUUCCACGCAGCGCGCGGCCCCGCGAGCUCAACCAGCAAGAGCUCUUGGACGUUGCUAGCUCUGACAAGCCAACACGGCUGUUGGUGGUGCGCAGUGAUGUACAAGGCAGCGCCGAGGCCCUGGUCGAUGCGAUUGCUGCCAUCCCCAGCUCUGAAGUGGCUUGCCAAGUCAUUCGACAAGGCGUCGGAAACAUCACAGACAGUGAUAUUGAAUUGGCAGCCACCACCAACGCCACUAUCCUCGGCUUUGGAGUAGGCUUAGGCAAGAAGGAAGCGGCACAGGCAGAGCAACAGGGUGUCCAGGUGAAGCUUUACAAGGUUGUUUACCAUCUGCUCGAGGAGCUCGAGCAAGACUUGCUUAGCAUGUUGCCCCCGCUCAUGGUCGAGAAACAAGUCGGCAAGGCCAAGGUUUUGCAAGUGUUCAACCUCACCGGGAAGCGCAAGUCAACUGUUGCUGGCUGCCGUGUUCUGACGGGAUCUCUUGUCAAAGCACAUCGUUUCAAAGUUUUGCGAAAGGGCGAAGAAAUUCAUGAGGGGGAGCUGUCGCAGCUCAUGCAUCACAAGGACAGUGUGGAAGAGGUUGGUCUCAACACCGAGUGCGGGUUAUCUUUCGAAGAUUACAGCGACUUUGCAGCGGAUGAUGAGGUCGUGUGCUACCAAAUUGAGGAGAAGCGCCGAGAGCGCCUUUAAAGUGGAAUACGAGGAGACGGUCAAUCGAAGACAAGAGGACG